GUUAAUCCUCGGACUGCUACAAAGACUACAACCCUACCGGUCGGUGGCGGCCCAGAAGGCAGCACCCCUGUACUCGUACCGCGUGGAACGACUGUGGGAUACUCCGUCUAUAUCAUGCACCGUCGCAAGGAUCUCUAUCGUGAGGACGCAGACAGUUUCUGCCCUGGGAGGUGGGAGGGUGGUCGUCUGAGCGACGUUGGAUGGGGGUCCUUGCCCUUCAAUGGCGGGCCGGGGCUUGGAUGGUCAUUGGCUCCCGGAUUGCUACCCUCAAACGAUCAAUCGGUACGGAAACAAUCCUUGCCUCCUGUGCGUGGUCUAUAA
This is a messenger RNA of Emericellopsis atlantica, 321 nucleotides long. RefSeq lists its product as uncharacterized. The annotation marks the transcript as partial. NCBI's taxonomy places the organism in Eukaryota, Fungi, Ascomycota, Sordariomycetes, Hypocreales, Bionectriaceae. Gene Ontology annotation, molecular function: oxidoreductase activity, acting on paired donors, with incorporation or reduction of molecular oxygen; monooxygenase activity; iron ion binding. The transcript has a single exon. The record is from RefSeq and is a predicted model, not a curated record.